AUCACGCCUCAUCAUAAAGAUGAGAUUCUUUUCAGCAGUGAUAUUAGCGUUCGCUUUAGUGUGUUGUGCCCUCGGUGGAAAGCUUGUGUCCGUUAGCGAUGAUGAACUCGAAGCACGUCGCUACGUCGAACAAGUAGAUGAAGAAAUUUUAUCUCGUCGAAAUGUCGGCACGGAAGCCGAAUGGGCCUAUGAGUCCGAUAUCAAUGAGGACAAUUUGAUGGUGAAAAAUGAGGUUGCUGCAGCGAAUGCUGUGUUCCUGAAAGAAGUGGCCAACACGCUAAAAAAGUACGAGUAUGAAAGCUUUAGUGAUGAGGAUUUGAAGCGAAAAAUCCGUAAGCUUACCAAGCUGGGCUAUUCCGUGCUGCCGGAGGAUACGUUUGCCGAAAUGUUGGACGCGAUCAAUCGAAUGCAGGAAAAUUACGCAAAGGUAAAGGUGUGUGACUAUCGUGAUAACAGCAAGUGUGAUUUGGCACUCGAGCCGGAGUUGACCGAGAUUAUGGCUACGAGUCGUGAUCCGGAGGAGCUGAAGUACUAUUGGCAGCAGUGGUACGAUGCGGCUGGUGCACCAACGAGAGAAGACUUUCAGAAAUACGUUGAUCUCAAUGGAGUUGCGGCAAGAAUGAACAAUUAUGCAUCGGGUGCUGAGUAUUGGUUAAGCGCGUACGAAGAUGAUACGUUUGAAGAGCAAGUCGAUGCUGUGAUCGAGGAGCUGCGUCCACUGUACGAACAAAUUCAUGCCAACGUUCGUUACCAGCUGCGAAAGUAUUAUGGUGAGGAUGUGGUGUCAGAGAAGGGACCAAUUCCGAUGCACUUGCUAGGCAACAUGUGGGCACAGAAGUGGGGCAACAUUGCAGAUAUUACCAGCCCGUUCCCCGACCGUCAGCUGCUUGAUGUGACGGAGGAGAUGGUACGCCAAGGAUACAACCCGAUUCAGAUGUUCGAAAUGGGCGAUAAGUUCUUCCAAUCGAUGAAUAUGACCAAGCUGCCAGCUACCUUCUGGGAGAAAAGUAUUCUCGAAAAGCCGGACGAUGGUAGAGAUCUGGUAUGUCAUGCCAGUGCUUGGGAGUUCUCGAAAACGGAUGACGUGCGCAUUAAGCAAUGCACACGUGUAACGAUGGAACAGUUCUUCACGGUGCACCACGAGCUGGGACAUGUACAGUACUUCCUACAGUACCAGCACCUUCCAAGCAUGUACCGUGAUGGAGCCAAUCCUGGGUUCCAUGAGGCCGUCGGUGAUGUUCUAUCGUUGUCUGUUUCCACCCCGAAACAUUUGGAGAAGAUUGGACUGUUGAAAGACUACGUUGAAGAUGAGGAAUCGAAGCUGAACCAGUUUUAUGGUUCUGCACUGAACAAACUGGUGUUCCUGCCGUUUGCCUACACCCUGGAUAAGUACCGGUGGGGAAUCUUCCGUGGCGAUAUCAAGCCCGAGGAGUACAACUGCAAGUUCUGGGAGAUGCGCUCGAAGUUUUCGGGUGUUGAGCCUCCGGUAGUUCGUUCGGAAUCAGAUUUGGAUGCACCGGCCAAGUACCACGUCUCGGCUGAUGUUGAGUAUCUGCGAUAUUUCGUGUCAUUCAUCAUUCAGUUCCAGUUCCACCGAGCUGCUUGCGAAAAGGCGGGAGAGUAUGUGAAGGGUGAUCCCGAGAAGACGUUGAACAACUGUGACAUCUACCAGAGUGUUGAGGCGGGUAAUGCCAUCAAGGCUAUGCUGGAGCUGGGAUCAUCGAAGCCGUGGCCAGAUGCAAUGGAGGUCCUUACUGGGGAGCGUCGCAUGAGUGCCGAUGCGUUGAUUGAAUACUUCCGGCCAUUGUACGAUUGGUUGGUGGUAGAAAACGAACGCAUUGGAGCACAUGUCGGAUGGGAAAAUACCACAAUGUGCGUCUCAUAGAAUUGAUCGUGUCUGAUAGAUGUGCUUUAUGGCAAGCAAAACGUUUUUAUUGCGAUCAAAAGCAACCAACGCUAGCAAAUACACGGUCGAUGAAUAAAUGUCCAGUAGCUUCUUUC
Messenger RNA from Anopheles arabiensis, 2001 nucleotides. RefSeq names its product angiotensin-converting enzyme-like. The record is from RefSeq and is a predicted model, not a curated record. Lineage: Eukaryota; Metazoa; Arthropoda; Insecta; Diptera; Culicidae. The transcript is spliced from 5 exons. Gene Ontology annotation, molecular function: peptidyl-dipeptidase activity; metallopeptidase activity. Gene Ontology annotation, biological process: proteolysis. Bases 20 to 1885 code for a protein of 621 amino acids. Gene Ontology annotation, cellular component: plasma membrane.